AAUAUAAACUAAAUUCGAAUCUGAAAAUGAGUUCCGGGAAACCGCCUCUCUGUUCCCCAAACCCUAGAAUCUUACUUUCCUUUCCAUCUUUUUGAUUAACUUUCCUUCUUCGCUGCUAGUUAUAAACAUUGAUUUACAUAAAACUCAUAUUACAUUAAUUUAUUUGUUCAAGUUUUAAUAUUUAAAUCUUAGCUUGUGAAUCGAUUAAUGGUAAUGGACUUCGGGCGGAAGAGAGGUAGGCCAGACACCGCCUUCGCGGGUUACGGCGGUUUCAAAAAAUCGAAGGAUGAAAUGGACUCUUUUACAACUGGUGUAGGAAGGAAAUCAAUGCCAUGCACGAAGUUUUUCAGCACUUCUGGGUGCUCAUUUGGCGAGACAUGUCACUUCCAGCAUUAUUUUCCCGGUUACAAUGCACAAAUCCAGAUGGCGAAAUUGGGCAGCAAUGCUGCUGUUCCUUUUACUGAUGGUCCUCCUCGAAUUGUGAAGACCAAGCUUUGCAGCAACAUUAAUACUCCUGAAGGAUGCAGAUUCGGUGAAAAGUGCCGCUUUGCCCACGGUGAGAUGGAGCUUGGCAAGCCCAUGGGGCCAGGUCAUGAAGAUUCUCGAGCAAUGGGAUCAACACCUGUGGCAAACUUUGGUUCAUCAGCAACCGCAAAAAUUAGCAUAGAUGCCUCUUUUGCUGGAACCAUUAUUGGGAAAAAUGGUGUAAACUCUAGGCAGAUUUGUCGACAGACGGGGGUUAAACUUUCUAUAAAAGAUCACGAAGUAGAUCCAAAUCAAAGAAAUAUUGAGCUUGAAGGUUCGUUUGAUCAGAUCAAAGAAGCUAGCGCUAUGGUACGGGAACUCAUUAUGAACAUUAGUUCUUUCCCAGGACGUGCCGAGAAGCCUAUGGGUCCUUUUGGUCAGGGUACACCACCAAACAAUUUCAGGAAAAAGAUGUGCGAAAAUUUCGCUAAGGGGAAAUGUACUUUUGGCGAGAGGUGUCAUUUUGCUCAUUCUGCUAGUGAGUUGCGGAAGCCAUUUGUUUGAGUAUAUGCAUUGUAACUGAAACUCUACUUACCAUGUGAUGAAACUUUUGCUAAAAAAAUUAAGAGAAAUUGAUUAGUUUCUUCAUGGCGUUCGAUUA
Messenger RNA from Olea europaea var. sylvestris, 1126 nucleotides. Its product is annotated as zinc finger CCCH domain-containing protein 14-like. Bases 208 to 1029 code for a protein of 273 amino acids. The transcript has 4 exons. Gene Ontology annotation, molecular function: mRNA binding; metal ion binding. NCBI's taxonomy places the organism in Eukaryota, Viridiplantae, Streptophyta, Magnoliopsida, Lamiales, Oleaceae. The record is from RefSeq and is a predicted model, not a curated record.